Messenger RNA from Mucor mucedo, 2296 nucleotides. RefSeq names its product acyl-CoA dehydrogenase/oxidase. Gene Ontology annotation, biological process: fatty acid beta-oxidation using acyl-CoA oxidase; lipid homeostasis. Gene Ontology annotation, cellular component: peroxisome. Gene Ontology annotation, molecular function: acyl-CoA oxidase activity; fatty acid binding; FAD binding. The record is from RefSeq and is a predicted model, not a curated record. The transcript has 7 exons. Bases 54 to 2195 code for a protein of 713 amino acids. Lineage: Eukaryota; Fungi; Mucoromycota; Mucoromycetes; Mucorales; Mucoraceae.
GUCGGAGAAUCAUUUACCAUCUACUAACAAAUAUAGAUAUUUAAAGCUGUGUCAUGCAGGAACCGACCCUUUUCACCCCCUUUUUUCUUUGUUUUUGUUUUACAAAUAUGAGUUUACCAGACACCCAAAAGGCUAUCGAGAGACUUCGGUUGAUCAAAAAUCAGCUAAAUUUAACACCAUCCUCUAUGUCUUUGGAGGCACCUAAAGAUAUGGCAAGAGAACGUGCCAGUGCAUCUUUCGACAUACAAGCUUUGUCCUAUUUUUGGUUUGGAGGCGAAGACCAAUAUAAAUUUAGACAAAAAGCCUACGAUUUUAUUCAGCACGAUCCUGAGCUGGUAGUUCAAGCCCCAAGGAAUAUUUUGGAGUUUACGAGAGAGGAUAUGCGGGAGUUUACUAUGGGACAGAUAUAUCGUCUGCAUAAACUUUCCAGUGAAAUUAAUGACGAGGCGUUCCAUUUGGAAAUUAGCAAGGCUUUACUUUUAUACUCUGAAAGUUUUGCAUUGCGUAUUGGUGUUCACGGUUCAUUAUUUCGUAACGUCAUCCAAAUGCUUGGUAGUAAACAACAGCAAGAUGCAUGGAUUGAAAAUAUAAACGAGUUCCGUAUGGUUGGAUGCUUCGCCAUGACCGAAUUAGGACAUAGCUCUGCGUUACGUGAUAUCGAGACAACGGCAACUUUUGAUAUUGAAACAGACGAAUUCGUGAUUAAUUCACCCACUGUCACUUCUACAAAAUGGUGGAUUGGUAUGGCUGGACAGACGGCCACACAUACGGUAGUCAUUGCACAAACCAUCAUUGAUGGGAAAAAUGUGGGACUCAACUGGUUUCUCAUCCAAUUACGCGAUACGGUCACUGGCGUGGUAAUGCCAAACAUUCAAGCCGGUGAUAUUGGUGCUAAAGUGGGUCACCAGGGAGUGGAUAAUGGUUGGAUUCAGUUCCAUCAGGCUCGUGUUGCAAGAACAAACAUGUUGGCAAAGUGGGUAAAUAUCGAAAGAAAUGGUGAUUUUACUCCGGCCCCAAAUCCUGCGGUGAUGUAUGCCACGUUGAUUCCGGAAAGGUUUGCCCUAGUCACACUGACUCUGACUUUGGUUACACAAGCAUUGACCAUUGCUACAAGAUAUGGUGUUGUUCGUAGACAAGGAACUAAAAACCAACAAAUCAUGGACUACCAGUCUCAUUAUGUCAAGCUCCUACCAGCAAUUUCUUUUAUGUACAUGAUUCAAAAUUCUUUCAAGACUCUAGAUAAACAGUUUGCUGUGUUAACUGCGGGUGGUGAAAUGGAUCCGAUGGUUUAUUUGAACCAUAUGGGUGAUGUACACUGUAUUUCUGCUUCAUUGAAAGGGUUGUCGGGAAGUUACUCCACCGAAAUCCUUGAAAUUUGCCGUCGUUGUUGUGGUGGGCAUGCCUAUUCUUCUUACAAUGCUCUCGGGAGUAUCAUCGGAGACUGGGGUGUGAUUACAACAGGAGGAGGGGAUAACGUUGUCUUGUUGCAACAAGCCACUCGUUACCUUCUUUACCUCUUAGAGCAGAAACUACAAUAUGAUAAUUAUCCAGAGUUAAAAUAUCAAAGUUCUUGUGAUUACUUUAAUCAGGCGAAAAAAUUACUUGCCUUAGACCAUUGGUCUGUCAAUGUUAUCAGUGACUGUGUUAAAGAUUUUAGCUUGAUCGAAGAAGCAUUACAUUCUAUUCUAGUCAAAAGACUUUAUAGUUUGCAGCAGGCGCUUAAUGAGGGCGCACAUCAUGACGAUAUUUUGUUAGAGUCUGUAAGAGUAGCUGAACUUCAUUGCGCCGCAUUUUUAUUCUCAGAUAAUGCCCGCACAUUUGGUGUUUCCGACGCAACACUUGAUCCAGGCCUUACUGCCAUUAUGAGAAAAAUGACAGCGUUAUGGGGGCUUCAUGUAUUGGUUACAUUCGGAGAUCAAGGUUUUAUGGAAGGAUUUAUCAGCCCGAAGCAAAUGAAAGAUAUCGAAAAGGAAUAUUUAGGGCUUUGUAAAAGUAUGAGAAAAGAAGUGAUCGGUCUUACAGACGGAUUUGGAUUACCAGAUUUUGUGCUCAAGGCACCAAUUGCAAAAUAUGACGGCGAUAUUUACCAGUCUUAUUUUGAUACACUUUUACAAGCACCUGGUAGCGUUGAAGUUCCACAAUAUCACUCAAAGUAUAUUAAACCUUUAACCGAGCGUUUUGAUAAAAAGAAUUGAAUAAAGAAAUGACGAUAUGUAUGCACAUCACGUGUAUGAAGUAAUGCGAAAGUUAGCUUUCCGCUUUGAAAAGACACACUUUUUUUUUUCUUGUAUAUUCU